Spirometra erinaceieuropaei is the source of this 1880-nucleotide messenger RNA. Lineage: Eukaryota; Metazoa; Platyhelminthes; Cestoda; Diphyllobothriidea; Diphyllobothriidae. The record is from the annotation of a GenBank genome assembly.
AUGGUUUGUUGUCUUAAUCAUCAUUUUGAUUUGUAUAGCGGGAGUGCUUGAGUAUUCAUAUCGGCCAGGCUGGACUGCAGAUUGGCAAUGCGUGUUGGGAACUGUACUGCCUAGAACAUGGACUCGAUCACGAGGGGCGGCUUCAGGAGACCCAGACCGAGAACGAUUCUCUAUCGACGUUUUUUCAUGAAACGGGCAACGGCAAAUUCGUCCCACGAUCGGUCUUCAUAGAUCUUGAGCCAACAGUCGUAGGUGAGUAAUUUUUCCCCAUCAACGUCUUUACGCGCGUUUGAAUAUGUACAGAAUUUGUUUCUCCUGAAACAUCAACAUAAGCUAACGCAGAUACGGGCUUCUUUUUUGUAAAAGAUUUUAUGACAGUAAUUUAUUGAGAGGCGUUCAUUUACUCGCAUAUGCCAGCCAGGGCUGUACAAUUAACCCAAGUUUAGUUUUUGAGGCUGAUGCUUAUCCUGUCGGCCAGUACUGCCUUGAACGGCGGACGUCAUCGCCUGCCCCGAAACUGGAACUGACAUUUUCAUUACUAGAAUACUCGGAUCGGCCCUCUGGCUCAGUUAACUGAAUCAGAGCGGUUAGACAACAACUGGCCGCAGUGCAUCACUAAAGUCUAUCUUGCACAUGUUUGCCUUCUGUAUCCAUGGUACCUGCCUUGUUGCCGGCAAAAACAAGUUUGUCGCGUAUAUUCUAAAUUCAUUCUAAUAUCUCUAUUUCAGACGAGAUUCGGACAGGCCCGUAUGGAAAGCUUUUCCAUCCGGAGCAAAUGAUAAGCGGCAAAGAAGACGCUGCAAAUAACUACGCGCGGGGCCACUAUACAAUGGGUCGUGGCAUUAUCGAUAACGUCAUUGAUCGCGUUCAGAAACUCUCCGAACAAUGUUCGAGUCUUCAGGGGUUUCUUAUUUUCCAUUCCUUCGGAGGCGGUACUGGUUCUGGCUUUUCAGCCCUUCUGAUGCAACGACUUGCAAUUGAUUUCCGGAAGAAAGUGAAGUUAGACUUCGCUGUCUAUCCUGCUCCGCAAGUCUCGACAGCGGUCGUCGAACCAUACAAUUCAAUCUUAACAACGCACAGUACACUGGAUCAUUCAGACUGCACGUUUCUGGUUGAUAACGAAGCGAUAUAUUACAUCUCAAAGUUUGUUUUAACCCUAAUUAAUAUCUGCUUUUAGACGCGGACUUGGUAUUGACCGACCGUGCUACUCAAAUCUGAACCGCCUUAUCGCUCCCGUGGUUAGCGCUGUCACAGCUUCUUUGCGUUUUGACGGAGCCCUCAAUGUCGAUCUAAACGAGUUCCAGACGAAUUUGGUGCCGUAUCCGCGCAUUCAUUUCCCUCUGACUUCGUUCUCGCCGAUUAUAUCGGCGGAGAAGGCCUACCACGAAACGCUGAACGUUUCCGAGAUCACAUUCUCCUGUUUCGAGCCGAGAAACCAAAUGGUCAAGUGCGAUCCCAGGCAGGGAAAGUACAUGGCUUGCUGCAUGCUUUAUCGCGGAGAUGUCGUUCCUAAGGAUGUGAACACGGCAAUUGCGGCCAUAAAGAUGAAACAGUAUAUUCAAUUUGUUGACUGGUGUCCAACUGGAUUUAAAGUUGGCAUUAAUAAUCAACCACCCGUUGUUGUCCCGGGUGGUGACUUGGCCAAGGUACCGCGUACUCUAUGUAUGCUGAGUAAUACGACAGCCAUUGCCGAAGCCUGGACCCGGCUCGACCACAAGUUUGAUUUAAUGUUUUCGAAGCGUGCCUUUGUCCACUGGUAUGUCGGCGAAGGUAUGGAAGAGGGAGAAUUUUCCGAGGCAAGAGAAAAUAUGGCUAUGCUUGAAAAAGAUUAUGAAGAAAUGGUUGAAGGUGACUCAAAUGAAACUGCUACAGAUUUCUAA